Molecule: messenger RNA, 999 nt
Organism: Aspergillus glaucus CBS 516.65
Lineage: Eukaryota; Fungi; Ascomycota; Eurotiomycetes; Eurotiales; Aspergillaceae
Exons: 2
Coding region: 1-987 (328 amino acids)
Source: RefSeq, a predicted model, not a curated record
AUGUCGGCACUCGAAGAGCCAGACCAUCCGCUGCAUCAUGAAUGGCCAGAAUUUAUUCCUCAAGAUCUUUUCGUCCAGAUUUUCCAACCAUUUCUAUCGCGGCUCGACUACCUCAAACGUUUUCAAUUCCUUGCGGUGGAGCGCGAUUCAGCAGGCGACCACCAUAUAGUUGGACUUGGUCGAUCUGCCCCGUUCUUUUGGCCGGAAGUCGCUACCCUCCACCCUGAUGAAGUGGUCUCCCAGAACCGCAAGGUGCUGAAUACCCUUCCAGAUGGUGGCUUUGAUACGGUCCUUGCACGCGGGGUGCAGCAGUGUCUUGCUCGAGAAGGUCUGCUGUUAGAGCCACUCAUCCUUGGCCCAGAGCAACAGAAGGAUGUUGCAACUAGUCAAUCCAAAUCCCCGCCAAAUGCCCUAUCAGCAGUGUUAGUCUCCGUCCGACCGGAUCGUCGCCAGAAAGGGAUAGCAGAGGGACUUCGGACGCUGGUCGUGCCACUGCGGCCCACGAUGAAGCCCAAGCAUCCUCAUGUCGACAUAGCGGACUAUAUCCAAUGGACGGCCGACGACAGCAGCAGCGGCGACAACAACAACAACAACAACAACAACAACAACAACAACAACAACAACAACAACAACAACAACAACAAUGACCACCACCACAAGGAUGAUCCCGGCCUAGAGCCUGCAACGAGCAAGCCGUUUGACCCAUGGCUGCGCAAACAUCUCCGGCUGGGUGGCAAAGUUAUUAAAGUUGCCCGACAGAGCAUGUUGGUGCGGGGCAGAGCAAACAAUGGCAACAAUGGACGGGGAUCGACUUUUGAGUCCAGUGCUUCUUUUUCGCUACAAGAAUCAGGCCAAAAAAAUCUCGACCACAUCGAUGUCGUGGUCCCCCGUGGGUUGGUGCCAAUACGAUAUUCUAUUAAGGGGAGGAUCGGUGUUUAUGUGGAACCGAAUGUGUGGAAUUACAGUAAGGUGAUAUCAAAGCUAUAGUAUACUUAUAAU